AUGAUCGUCGCCGACGCGGAGAGCUGCGCCGGAAUCCAGAGCUAUAUCCCCUACGCCCAGUGCGGCGGCGCCGGAGCAGCGGAGGAGCAGAAGGUGGCCCCCGCUCGGAGGCUCCCCAGGGGCCCUAGUGCCUUCAUCCCAGUGGCAGAGAUUCUACAGCAGGGACCAGAGGCCAUUGAAGAGCAGCAGCUAAGUCUGGAGUUUUCAGCCCCUGGACGGCCAGACAAUGUCAUGCUGGUGAUGAGCCUGCACCCUGACUACCUCAGCAGCUUUUGGAAGAUGCAGGGCCUGCUUCUUCGAGUGGAUGGACCCCUGCCUUGCCCCUGGAGGCACUACAUUGCAAUCAUGGCCUCUGCUAGGCACCAGUGCUCCUACCUGAUUAGCUUCCACAUGGCAGAGUUCUUGCAAGUGGGUGGAGACCCUGAGUGGCUCCUUGGUAUCCACCGGGUCCCCCAGAAACUCCGAAACCUUAAUGAGAUCAACAAGCUGCUGGCCCAUCGGCCCUGGCUCGUCACCAAGGAGCACAUUGAGGCCCUUCUGACUACUGGCGAACACAGUUGGUCCCUGGCGGAGCUCAUCCAAGCAGUAGUCUUGCUCACCCAUUAUCACUCCCUGGCAUCUUUUGUUUUUGGCUGUGGCAUCCUCCCAGAAGGAGAUCCAGAGGGCAACCCUAGCCUCCAGGUGCCCUCACCACCCAGUGGGCAGAGCAGUCCUCCCAAUGGAGACCCUCUUGGUAGUUCUGGGGGCUUUGAUGCUGUUCGGGAAGUAGAGGCCUUGAUGGAGCGAAUGAAGGUCUUGCAGGAAUGCCAACUACAGGAAGAAGUGGCAUCCCAAGAGGAGAUGGAGAAUCGAUUUGAACUGGAGAAGUCUGAGAGCCUGCUGGUGGCCCCCACAAGUGACAUCCUAGAACUUACUCCAUCCCCCGAUGUCCUCUGCUUUGUGGAAGAUCCUACCUUUGGGUAUGAGGACUUCACUCGGCGAGGCACCCAGGCCCCUCCAACUUUUCGAGCUCAGGACUAUACCUGGGAAGACCAUGGCUACUCCCUGAUCCAACGCCUCUACCCAGAGGGGGGACAGCUGCUGGAUGAGAAAUUCCAGGUGGUGUACACCCUGACCUACAAUACUAUCGCCAUGCACAGCGGCGUGGACACCUCUAUGCUACGCAGGGCCAUCUGGAACUACAUCCAUUGUGUCUUUGGCAUUAGGUACGAUGACUAUGAUUAUGGGGAGGUGAACCAGCUGUUGGAACGGAGCCUCAAGGUCUACAUCAAAACCGUAGCCUGUUACCCAGAGAAGACAACCAAGAGGAUGUACAACCAUUUCUGGAGGCACUUCCGGCAUUCUGAGAAGGUCCAUGUGAAUCUGCUGCUGCUCGAGGCCCGGAUGCAAGCAGCCCUCCUCUAUGCCCUCCGCGCCAUUACUCGCUACAUGACCUGAUGGUGGGCACCAUGGCCCUCCCAGCUCCAGACUGGACACUAUUUUUGCUCGGAGGGUCAGCUUCCUUUCCAUUAGGAUCCCUGACGUACAGACCAUUGAUCUCUGCCCAUAUCACAUUCCCUCUCUAUCCCGCUGGCUGCAAGUUGGUCUUGUCUGUGAAACCCUGCAAUCAAGUGCCUCUGGGCCUCCGCUCUUCUCUGUCCUUUCCCCCCUCCCCACCGGAUCCAAAAGGACCUCUCCCUCUGCUUUGGGCCCCUAGCCCAGCUGCUGGGACUUGGAGAGGUUGGCAGGACUUCACCUUGGAAACACAACCUCUUCCAUCACCAAGAGCAAGAGGAAGAACUCAAUUCCAGGAGGCCUGUUCUAAGCCUUGGCUUCCAAAGAAAGAGCCCCACUCCCCUCAGCCCUGCCUCUCUUACAUGGCCCAGGAUGGUGUAUACUGGUGUCUUUGGACCAGCGCUCCUGGAUGAAGAAGAAACACCAUGGCCUGGGAUAGCCCCUGCACUAAACUGGUCUGACACUCCGAGGGGUUGAGGGGUCGGGGCACUGCCAAGGCCCCUGCCCCACAAGCCUAUUCUUCUAGCCCCGGUACCCUGUGGUGCCUGAGCAGGCAGAGGAGUUUUCUGUGGGUCCCUGGAUCUGGUUUCAUGAUUCUUCUCCCCGCCAACCUUGUUCCCUUCCGCCACUGCUGGCGGUGGGAAUCUCCGGAAGAGAUCAAGGCAGGAGAGGGAUAGGAAAAAGAUUAAUGGGGAAAUAGAUAUUUUUUUCUUUUUAAGCCACAUCAUUUUUUCAAGAAGAGGGAGUAAGAAAGUGAUCCUUUCUUUCCAUAACUGGACUAUGACAGUCCAUGUUCGUUCUGCCCAGAGCAGCCGGGCUCUGCCAAAACUAGCACCUUGACCUCCCUGCUGCCACCCCCUUCACUUCCUGCCCCUGUCGUGUUUACUAAAAGGUUGGGUUUUUGGAAUAAUGUUGACAGCCUGGACUGGGGGUCAGGAAAUCUGAGUUCCUGUCCCAGCUUUGCCACAGGCUGCACCAUACCUUCAAGCUAGCCCAUGACCUUUUUUCUCUUCUACAAAAUGGGAGUCCUUCUGGUUCCCAAAUUUAUAAUCAACCUAUCCAGCCUCCAAAUAGGAGGAAACCUAGAGGUCCUUAGGACCCUAAAUUUUCCCUUCCUUAGUCAAGGAGGAAGAGAAUCUGUCUCCCCUUGAACCUUACCCCCCACCCCACUCCACAUCCUUGUGCCCCUGGGUCCAAGAACUCCCAGAAGGGCCAGAGCCAUUCUACAUUGCACUUUCUCUGAUAUGAAAACUGUGAAUUCUUUUUGCCAUCUUUCCCUAAUCCUUGUGCUCUGUCUUAUUCCUGGCCAAUUGGGAGGUGUCAUAAGUUGCCAUUCUUCAUAAAUGAAAGCUGCUGUUUCUGCCCACUCCCUCUGUGUCCCUCCCCCAACCUAUCAGCAAGAACCCCACCCCCCAUCCAUGCUGAGGGUCUGGCUAGGAGAAUGAGACGAGCUGGGGACACUGGGGAAAUGUGGGCCAGAUGUACCGUUCAUCAUGCAGGUCAUGGUGAAAUGAAUGGGUUUUGUGUUGAGGCUGGGCUGGGCUGGAAACCACAUGGCACCCAAGCCAGGACCCCAAAGAUGUGUAUUGUCCCUAUGAAUUUCACAAAGGGAAAAAGAUGGGGAGGAAAACAGUGUUUCAAUGCAGAAAUGUUUGUUACUUUGCUACAUACUCCAUAUUGACAAAUAAAAGAUUCACUGAG
Molecule: messenger RNA, 3195 nt
Organism: Gracilinanus agilis (Agile Gracile Mouse Opossum)
Lineage: Eukaryota; Metazoa; Chordata; Mammalia; Didelphimorphia; Didelphidae
Gene: SESN2
Product: sestrin 2
Exons: 10
Coding region: 1-1437 (478 amino acids)
Biological process (GO): regulation of response to reactive oxygen species; negative regulation of TORC1 signaling; cellular response to leucine starvation
Cellular component (GO): nucleus
Molecular function (GO): L-leucine binding; oxidoreductase activity, acting on peroxide as acceptor
Source: RefSeq, a predicted model, not a curated record